CGUUCCUUCCCAACGGCCUUUGCGGCUUCGGUUGUUGCCCUUCACUCCGGACCCAAGAUGGCGUCGGCCACUGGCUUCAUCCAGUGGCUCCGGAAUUCAGCCUCCGGGCGCAAUCUCCAAGCCAAGUUGCAGUUGCGGUAUCAGGAGAUAGCGAAGAGAACUCAGCCACCUCCUAAACUGCCAGUAGGCCCUAGCCAUAAGUUUUCAAACAAUUACUAUUGUACUCGUGAUGGACGUCGGCAAGCCUCUCCUCCUUCCAUCGUAAUGUCUACUGUGAAAGUUUUGGAGUCUGGUCUCACUGGUAAGAGCUCAAGUGAGGCUAUGACAACUACUGGGAAAAAGCCAGUGACACCAGGACCUCCCAUUAAAAAGUGGGAACUGUCAAAGGAUCAACCCUACUUGUGAAAUGGAUCUGGAAGAUGGACAUACAGAUACUGAGAGAUUGUGGUUUGGGGGACUGACUUGAAGGUACCAGCUCUUCUGCAGAGGCAUCAUAGAGGAUCAUACAGAGAACUUUGUAUCAUUAUAUUUUAUCUUGGGGAUAGGUAAUUUGGGGAGAAACAUGUAUCCUAAUACAUGAUAAAUACACUGAACUCUA
This is a messenger RNA of Sarcophilus harrisii (Tasmanian devil), 598 nucleotides long. It is a transcript of the gene NDUFA7, whose product is annotated as NADH:ubiquinone oxidoreductase subunit A7. Gene Ontology annotation, cellular component: mitochondrial inner membrane. Gene Ontology annotation, biological process: mitochondrial electron transport, NADH to ubiquinone; ATP synthesis coupled electron transport. Bases 58 to 405 code for a protein of 115 amino acids. The record is from RefSeq and is a predicted model, not a curated record. NCBI's taxonomy places the organism in Eukaryota, Metazoa, Chordata, Mammalia, Dasyuromorphia, Dasyuridae. The transcript has 4 exons.